AGCAUUUUCACUCCAAUUUAGUAAUUGAGGCAUUUUGAACAUUAAUUCAAUACAUCUUCGAAGCUCUCGAGUUAUGGCGAGCCACCAGACGCAGGGCAUCCAACAGCUCUUGGCUGCGGAAAAAAGGGCAGCAGAAAAGGUUGCCGAAGCCAGAAAACGCAAGACGAAAAGAAUAAAGCAGGCGCGGGAUGAGGCCCAACAAGAAGUCGAAUUGUAUCGCAAGGAAAGGGAAAGAUUGUUCAAGGAAUACGAGGCAAAAUACAUGGGAAAGCGGGAAGAUACGGCGGCAAAAAUAGAUCGUGAAACUGAGAAACAAAUCGAACAACUUUCGGGGAACGUCCUUCAAAACAAGGAUCAAUUAAUUCAAGAUUUGAUCGAGUUGGUGUGUGAAGUAAACCCUGAGGUACACCCAAAUUUUCACAUUAUGAGGACAUUUAACAUGAUUUAGAUGUUAUAAUGACGUUAUUUAGAUGUUAUAUGGAUGUUAUAUAUAUUUUAAACCACAAAUAAAGUUACUUUAGUUUUCCUAUUAA
Molecule: messenger RNA, 533 nt
Organism: Brassicogethes aeneus
Lineage: Eukaryota; Metazoa; Arthropoda; Insecta; Coleoptera; Nitidulidae
Source: the annotation of a GenBank genome assembly